AUGGUAUUUCACGUGGUGCCAACGGCUCUGGAGAUCUCCCUUGUGUGUGGCAUAUUGACCUACCAAUAUGGACUCCAGUUCGCGGCUAUUACGACUGCCACUAUGGUCGCCUACUCAGCUUUCACGAUCACUACGACUGCCUGGAGAACGAAGUUCCGAAAGCAGGCCAAUGCGGCGGACAACCGCGGGGCCACGGUGGCCGUGGACUCACUGAUCAAUUACGAGGCCGUCAAGUAUUUCAACAAUGAGAAGUUUGAGGUCGCACGCUACGACAAGGCGCUCAAGGCCUACGAAGAUGCUUCCAUCAAGGUGACCACAUCGUUGGCGUUCCUCAACUCUGGUCAGAACAUGAUCUUCUCUAGUGCCCUCGCAGCGAUGAUGUACCUUGCAUGCAAUGGUGUCGCCAGCGGUUCUCUGACUGUCGGUGACCUGGUUAUGGUCAACCAACUCGUCUUUCAACUGUCGGUUCCGUUGAACUUCCUGGGCUCCGUCUAUCGCGAAUUGCGCCAGUCUUUGUUGGACAUGGAGACGCUGUUCAACCUACAAAAGGUCAACGUGAACAUCAUUGAGAAGCCGAACGCGAAGGCGCUCGAGCUCCGACAAGGUGGCCAAAUUACGUUCGAGAACGUUACCUUUGGCUACCACCCCGAACGGCCCAUCCUGAGGAACGCGAGCUUUACGAUCCCCGCUGGCCAGAAAUUUGCCAUCGUAGGGCCCAGCGGUUGCGGCAAGUCGACGAUUUUGAGACUUUUGUUCCGAUACUACGAUGUCCAGCAAGGCCGAAUCCUCGUUGACGGACAGGAUAUUCGCGAUGUGACGUUAGACAGUCUCCGAAAGGCAAUCGGUGUUGUGCCCCAAGACACGCCUCUGUUUAACGACACCAUCCUGCAUAACAUCCGCUAUGGCAGAAUCGACGCGACCGACGAAGAGGUACACAAGGCUGCACAGCGAGCACGGAUUCACGAAUUGAUUGAGCGCCUUCCCGAUGGAUACAAGACAGCCGUCGGAGAGCGCGGUAUGAUGAUUUCUGGCGGCGAGAAGCAACGGCUGGCCAUUUCUCGCCUGAUCCUAAAAGACCCCAAGCUCCUCUUCUUCGACGAAGCGACAUCGGCACUGGAUACCUACACGGAACAGGCGCUCCUGCAGAACAUUAACAGCAUUCUGAAAGAAAAGGGGCGUACUAGCGUCUUCGUUGCUCAUCGAUUGCGGACUAUCUGUGACUGCGACCAAAUUCUGGUUCUAAAGGAGGGUAGCGUGGCGGAGAUGGGAUCGCACCGUGAACUCCUCGACCAGAGCGGCAUCUACGCAGAGCUAUGGAAUGCCCAGGAAACUUCCCUGGCAGAAGACCAGGAAAGUGAACGGAAUGCCGAGCUUGAAGAAGAGAUAUCGGAGGUACGACAGAAGUAG
Molecule: messenger RNA, 1407 nt
Organism: Aspergillus melleus
Lineage: Eukaryota; Fungi; Ascomycota; Eurotiomycetes; Eurotiales; Aspergillaceae
Gene: atm1
Product: ATP-binding cassette Fe/S cluster precursor transporter ATM1
Exons: 4
Coding region: 1-1407 (468 amino acids)
Biological process (GO): transmembrane transport; intracellular iron ion homeostasis
Cellular component (GO): mitochondrial inner membrane
Molecular function (GO): ABC-type transporter activity; ATP hydrolysis activity; ATP binding
Source: RefSeq, a predicted model, not a curated record